This is a messenger RNA of Phanerochaete carnosa HHB-10118-sp, 4044 nucleotides long. RefSeq lists its product as uncharacterized. Bases 128 to 937 code for a protein of 269 amino acids. The record is from RefSeq and is a predicted model, not a curated record. The transcript has a single exon. Gene Ontology annotation, biological process: protein phosphorylation. Lineage: Eukaryota; Fungi; Basidiomycota; Agaricomycetes; Polyporales; Phanerochaetaceae. Gene Ontology annotation, molecular function: protein kinase activity; ATP binding.
CAUCUUCUACUCGACCCCUUCGCCAUGACGUUCGCCUGCUGAGGUCUUUCGAAUUCUCGCUUUCCUCCAGAACACGUUUCUCCUCUUAUUCUUGCAUGGUAAUUCCGGAUUCCAUACACUACCCGCAAUGCCUCCCACUCCGUCGGUGCAUCAGCUUUACAGACGGCUGGAGACCGUUGGCAAAGGCGCAUAUGGCUCAGUACACAAGGGUGUAGAGAUAGCUACCGGCAAUGUAGUCGCACUCAAGAUCAUCAAUCUUGACACCGAGGACGAUGACGUUGCCGACAUUCAGCGAGAGGUCGCUCUCCUCACUCAACUUCGGGACGCUCCCAAUGUCACCCAGUACUUUGGCUGCUUCUUGGACGGCCCCCGCGUGUGGAUCGUCAUGGAAUAUGCUCAGGGUGGCAGCGUACGUACUCUCAUGAAGGCUUCCAAGGACGGUACUAUCGAAGAGAAAUACGUCUCUGUCAUCAUUCGAGAGGUCCUCUUCGCCCUCAGCUACCUCCACAAGUCUGGCAUCAUACAUCGAGACCUCAAGGCAGCAAAUAUCCUCAUUACUGCAGCAGGAAAAGUUAUGAUAUGUGACUUUGGUGUCUCUGCACUCCUCGUCACUGCGUCCAGCAAGCGCAAUACUCUGGUUGGCACCCCGCAUUGGAUGGCCCCAGAGGUGGCCCAUGGCUCGUCCUAUGAUUCUAAGGCUGACAUCUGGAGUUUGGGAAUCAUGAUAUACGAGAUGGUUAAGGGAUGCGUACCGCACUCACAAAUCAUGGACCAGCACAAGCUCCUCCAGAUAAUUCCUCGAACGAAACCGCCACGACUAAUCGAGGGCGAAGGCAGCAAGGAGCUAAGAGAGUUUGUAACACAUUGCUUACGGGAAUCGCCUAAUGAUGUACGCUUUGGGAUUGCAGCUCCUUUCCGGUUAGAAUUUCAGUGCUGACCGCCUACCAAGAGAUUAUCUGCCGAUGAUUUGUUGAAGACAAAGUACAUGAAGGCCAUCACCAAGACUCCCCCAGUCACCAUCCUCAAGGACCUAAUAGUCUGCUAUGAAGUUUGGCUUCAGAGUGGAGGUACUCGAGCAAGUGUGGCAGGAUCCUUGCCAUGGGAGGCGGAAGAGGACCGAGAGUGAGUAGCUCGUUCUGAACUAAUCAGCGUGCUUGACUUUGAAUCUAUGAACUUAGACUGAAUGCUGUGGAGAGCGACGAAGGUGAAGAGGCUAGCUGGGAGUUCGAUACCGUUCGUGCACGCUCCUCAAUUGACUUGUCUCAUGCCGACUCCCUGUCUGCAAAUGCGGUCGGCGAGAUCCCCAACCCUACUAUCCGACCACCUGCUUCAAAAGUCCCUCCUACACUUCGCAUGCUCUUUGAAGAUGGAGACACCCCGCCCGAGCCCAUCAAGCUUUCAGGGUUUGAUACGCCUAUAACGCCAACACCAGCCCUUGGUCCAUCCCUUUUGCCACCUCCAUCUGCACUUGCUGCACGUGGUCGCAAUCGCUCGAGAGGGGGCGCGACAUCACCCAUCGAAGAGCAGGAGGAUGUCCUGACCGCAAAGCAGCCUACAUUCCAAUUUCCUCCGCGAUCGGCCACUCCAAGGACUGCUCAGAAGCUGUCUGCUGCUGACGCCCACGAAGACGAUGAUACCUUAUCAAUUAGAGACCGACAUCCACCGUUGGGACCUGGCAUACCUUCCAGACGAAGUCCCAGCCGGCAGAGUUCGCGAGCACCUUCACCCCAAUCAAGUCCGGUUCGAGCAGGACUAAGAGUAGAGUCGCCCUAUCAAGAGAUAGAGAUUCCCACUCUGCCUGAGUCUAAUGCUCAGAAAGACGCACCUCCGCCGAUUGUGUUCUCCGUCUCUUCUCCUGAUCAGCCCACGGCCAACGAAGUUCGCCCACGUAUGAACCGACAGCGGUCAAAGAGCAACGCUGUCGACUCGCCACCGAGCUUCAAGACAAGUCAUGAUUGGAACUUCCGUUCGCAAUCUACGUUCCAAUUUCCUCCGCCCGGGUUUGCACAGCCUUCCACGCCUCCACCACUAUCAGCUCCUGUGACACGUACCCACAGCCGUGUGUCGCCUACUCAUGCAAGUGUCUCGACAAUCUCCACAGUUUCGCGCACCUCUCACCAAUUCACGGGCUCUCUUGACGCCUCAACGAGUGCGCGACGGUAUCAGCCCCCCGGCCCCAUUCCUACGGGACCAUUGCCUGCUCCCCCGCCCAUAAUGCGAUCUCGCUCGGCAGCACCUUUCAGCGGACCGCCACUGCACGGCGCUACGCCAAGUUCUGCUGGUCCGGAGGUGGCUGUGCAAGCGGUACCGCGCAAGCCAAGCAUGACACGUUUGGCCUCCCUGCCAGUCAUAGAGACAGUGCACACACCAUCGAAGCCUUGGGCACAUGUACGAACGGAGCGGAGUGGCAGCCUGGAUACUGGGCCACCAUUGCCUGGACUCAAGGAUGUAUUGAAGGUAGGUAUCUGCUUUGUGCUAGCAAUAGCUAUGACAUUGAUUACGUCUAGAUACCUUCGUUAACUUCGGAACAUCGGCUGGGGAUGUCAGACUUGCUCCCACCCUCGCCCUCAGCGGCACCUCCCUCGUCAAAACUGUCACCCUCGCCCAGUCCACUAGGGUCCUCCACACCUGCGGACGCAACUCAGCUAAGCCCGCGGACUCUCCCCUUCUCCAACGCUGCCGCUUCAUCGUCUUCCACCUCUUUGAACUCUCUCUCCUCGCUCUCGCAUUCCAUCAAUGGCGAUCAUGCCUCUCCACUUCCCACGGCACACGGCCGUUCACAGUCUUUCGGUGCACUACACAGCGGCUUCCCAUCCUCCCAAGCCUUUUCGCAUCUUUCUGACUUGCACGUGAACGGCAUUGCGGCUGCAGGCCCUGUGAUCCGCCCACUCGACUUUGCCGCGCUUCUGCAGAGCAACGAUGCGAUGCAUGCGGAGCUCGCGCGCACGGUCGAUGACCUCGCCCAAUGGCUUGGUGUUGUCGAAGCCGGCCUUGGAACGCUACUUGAUGGUGGUGAGGACAUCAUCGAGGAGGAAGCAGAAGCGGAGGAAACGUUCCCUCGCUCACGAGCGCCGCAGUACGCAGAACCCGUCAACGUGCGGCCGUAGGACCGCAGCAUGCAGCGCCGGACGCUUUGAUGUCAUCAGCUCGUUUUCACUCUCCAACAUCCCUUCAUCGUCAUAUCCACCUGUUAGUGUAGUUCUAUGUGUAGUAGUCCAUUCCUCCCCGAGCUCUUGGUUUUAGUCAGUCGCAGUAGAGAAGACAAGCGUGAUAUAUAGCAAUGUAAAUAUUAGUGCACAUCAAUGGGUCUUCAGUCUACUCUGAACGUCUCCCCAUCAUUGAUCAAGCUUGGUCGCUCUGUGAGAGGAGUAUCUAGAUGUAGCCCUGCUCUGAAAGGUGGAUGGUGAUCUUGCGCACGGCCUCAGUGACGUCGCACUCGUCCGUCCUGAUGUGGAUCUCAGGCUUCUCUGGAGCCUCAUACGGUGCCGAGAUGCCCGUGAAGUCUAACGGGGCGUCAGCAUGCUGUUCUCGCAGGGUCUUGUGCCAGCGGCGCACGUACCCUUAAUCUCGCCUUCGCGCGCCUUCUUAUAGAGACCUUUAGGGUCGCGCUGCUCGACGACGCUGAGCGGGGCGUCGACAAAGACCUCGAUAAAGCCGAGGCCGGCUUUCUCGUGCAGCUCGCGCACGGAGUCACGGUCGGCCCUGUACGGACUGAUGAACGCCGUGCAGCAGAUGCAGCCUGCAUCUGCGAAGAGCUUCGACACCUACGUUGAAGCAUGAUCGCAUCAGUACUGUCAUCCUGACGAAGAGAAAGUAAUGGAGAAAGAGCGGAGGAAGAAACCGAGGGAGAUGGAACGGAGGGAAAAGGCACACCUCGCCAAUUCGGCGAAUGUUCUCGUUCCGCGACUUUUCGUCAAAGCCGAGGUCCUUGUUGAGUCCGAAGCGAACGUUGUCGCCAUCCAGGCGGUAGCAAAACUUCUUCAAGUGCAGGAGAUGCUGCUCCAGUGCGCAUGCAAUUGUGGACUGGCCAGUGCAUGCAGUCAG